AUGGCGCAGUUUCGCGCAAAGAAACUCGACCUCGGGUGCUUCAUCAACUCCAAAAUCAUCCGCGACCACACCAAACGCAAGACCUUUGAGCAAUUUGAACCGCAGAGGCAAGCACUCCGAUACCUUGUCCGGAACACGUCCCUCCCAGAUUGGGUGCGAACAAAGGCGCAAUUCGAGCUGAGAAACAUGCACUGCUACACGCGGCCCACGCAGAUCAAGAACAGGUGUAUAAUGGGUGGCGUGGCCAGGAGUGUGCUGAGGAAGUUCAGGAUGGGCAGGUUCCAAUUCAGGAUGAAUGCGCUGGAAGGGUCUAUACCGGGCGUCAAAAAAGCGAGUUGGUGA
This is a messenger RNA of Fonsecaea nubica, 342 nucleotides long. RefSeq lists its product as hypothetical. Gene Ontology annotation, biological process: translation. NCBI's taxonomy places the organism in Eukaryota, Fungi, Ascomycota, Eurotiomycetes, Chaetothyriales, Herpotrichiellaceae. Gene Ontology annotation, cellular component: mitochondrial small ribosomal subunit; ribosome. The transcript is spliced from 3 exons. Gene Ontology annotation, molecular function: structural constituent of ribosome. Bases 1 to 342 code for a protein of 113 amino acids. The record is from RefSeq and is a predicted model, not a curated record.